Megalobrama amblycephala (Wuchang bream) is the source of this 1455-nucleotide messenger RNA. RefSeq names its product neuropeptides B/W receptor 2b (gene npbwr2b). Gene Ontology annotation, cellular component: neuron projection; membrane. The coding region runs from base 343 to 1362 and encodes 339 amino acids. NCBI's taxonomy places the organism in Eukaryota, Metazoa, Chordata, Actinopteri, Cypriniformes, Xenocyprididae. Gene Ontology annotation, biological process: neuropeptide signaling pathway. The record is from RefSeq and is a predicted model, not a curated record. The transcript is spliced from 2 exons. Gene Ontology annotation, molecular function: neuropeptide binding; neuropeptide receptor activity.
GACAACUACUCGCACAUAAACAAUCAAAAUGAACGCGUGACUCUUAGAGAGAUCUGCAGGCAGAGAGCGCGAGGUAGAAUGUGACGUCACCAGUCGCACUUCUUUCCUACUUGUUGGGAAAAGCGCGAGCUACGCUGCCUGGCACAGAGAGGGGACAGCGCGCGCACGGAGAAAGAAUAUCUUGCACGGAUGCCAAUGUAUUGUAUCACUCUGAGAUCUCAUGUCGCGCAAAGAAACAGAUGAAAGACAUCGACCACCUUAGACUCGUGGAGAGAUCUGCGAAAGCAAGAGCGCAGCUUUAUAAAGUAAAGCUCUUAUCCCCGGAGGCUCAACUGUCACAGUAUGGAGAACAUCACAAGCCCCUUCAUCCCAAACCCGACAUGCAACUACAGCAUGGACUUAUACUAUCACAACUCUCCCAACCGGAGCGAUCUGAACUGCACGCCGCCGGCUGACUACUUCUUUUACGCAGAUCUGUACGUGGUUCUCCCGGUCAUUUACUCCGUGAUAUGUGCCGUAGGUCUGACGGGCAACACGGCGGUCAUAUAUGUGAUUCUCAAAGCACCCAAAAUGAAGACGGUGACCAAUAUGUUCAUUCUGAACUUGGCGAUCGCCGACGACCUCUUCACUUUAGUGCUGCCCAUCAAUAUAGCGGAGCAUCUGUUACACUACUGGCCGUUCGGCGAAGUGCUUUGCAAAAUCAUUUUAAGCAUCGAUCACUAUAACAUCUUCUCCAGCAUCUACUUUCUGACGGUUAUGAGCGUGGACCGGUACCUGGUGGUGCUGUCGACCGUGCGCUCCAAGCGCAUGCCGUACCGCACAUACCGGGCAGCCAAGAUAGUGAGUCUGUGCGUGUGGCUUCUGGUGAUCCUCAUCGUCAUGCCCUUUACCGUGUUCGCAGGAGUCUACAUCAGCCCCGACGACUCCGACAGGAAAAGCUGCGUGCUGAGUUUCCCCAGUCCUGAAAGUUUAUGGUUCAAAGCGAGCCGGAUUUACACCCUCAUACUGGGCUUUGCCAUUCCGGUGUCUACAAUUUGCAUUCUUUACACCAUGAUGCUGUACAAACUAAGAAACAUGCGUCUGAACACCAACGCCAAAGCGCUGGACAAAGCCAAGAAGAAGGUGACUAUCAUGGUGUUUAUUGUACUGGCCGUGUGCCUGUUCUGCUGGACGCCCUUUCACCUCAGCACCAUCGUAGCGCUGACCACAGACCUUCGGACCACACCGCUUCUCAUCGGCAUCUCGUACUUCAUUACCAGCCUGAGCUACGCCAACUCCUGUCUGAACCCGUUCCUCUACGCCUUCCUGGACGACAGCUUCAGAAAGGCGUUCAAGAAGAUGUUAGAAUGUAGACCUGCCUGAAUGUAACGCGUUUUGAAGGGACGAGGAACAGGGUUGUGCACCAUUCGGAAUUUAAUUCCAUUUCGAUUCCUGGAUUUGAAUUAUAUAUUAAAA